This is a messenger RNA of Laetiporus sulphureus 93-53, 549 nucleotides long. RefSeq lists its product as uncharacterized. NCBI's taxonomy places the organism in Eukaryota, Fungi, Basidiomycota, Agaricomycetes, Polyporales, Laetiporaceae. The transcript has 2 exons. Bases 73 to 348 code for a protein of 91 amino acids. The record is from RefSeq and is a predicted model, not a curated record.
AUUCUGCUCAAUAUCGCUGCCAUUUCUAUGCGCUGAGUGCCACGUGGAUCAUCACUACACCGCCCGUAUAUAAUGGCGCGCGCUCUUUGCUCCCCAUCCACCACAGCCUACCAUCGCCCGCCUGCCACGUCCGCCUCUUCGCUCGCAACGAUGGUCAGCGCCACGGCAGUGGUGACGCUCACACGACGACGCGGGCGAGGCUUCCAGGAACGUCGCCGCCAUGUGCCCGGUCGUGCGGCAAAAUCGCUGCCCCAUCUCUGGCCAGCCAAGAAUCUCGAAUUACGCUCGCGGCAUCACCCGCCCCCCACCCACAACGUGUCUACCAACCGCCACUCCCAUCUCGUCUAGGCAUCAAGCGUGCACACGUACACGCGGUGUCCGUACUUCGAUUUCUCGUACUCAGAACAUCAGCACGAAUUGAGCCUUCCCCGCGCCUUCUACUUCAGGGUCUUACAACUCUAACUGCGCGCGUCAGAACCUGAUGAGAUGGUUAGCCAGCAUCCAGGUUCGCCUCCACGAUUGACCCAGCCCCGCCUCACCGGCCCCUAG